AUGUCAAUUCACAAGACCAUGUUCGACACUUUAUCUCCUACGAGCGGCACCCAAACGACGGUUACCGCUCAAAACAUCAACAGUGUAGGGAGAACACCAUUUCUAUCGCUACGGUCUAUCGCUGGUUCGCUCGCUUCAAGGAAGGAGACACAAGCUUUGAAAACAAGCCUUAGUCGGAACGCCCCCUCGCCGUCGACGACUCCGUCGUACUCGGCACCGUCGAACAGGAUCCGGAAGUCACCACCCGCAGCCCUGCGACGAAACUUGAAUGACCAAAAUCGACAGUUGUCGGUCGCCUUCAGGCCCUCGAUUAUAGAGAACUGCCGACUUGGUGGAUACCUCUUGUCUGGGCAGAUAGCAUGCGGUACACCCGAGUGCUCAUUUGUCUGA
Messenger RNA from Haemonchus placei, 390 nucleotides. Lineage: Eukaryota; Metazoa; Nematoda; Chromadorea; Rhabditida; Trichostrongylidae. The record is from the annotation of a GenBank genome assembly.